AUGAGAAGGAUACCAAUUAGCGCAGAACCCACGCGGCGAUCUCUGUUACCGCUGCGUCUGGUGCUUCUCAUGCUGGUAGUGGUACUGUUAACUGCAGGAGGAGUUGCAAAAUGUGAACUGUCAGACAGGGGAGUGAGCCAAGUAGACACACGAAACACAACUGAGGAACGCAUUAUGGAUAUCCUUAACUCGGUUACCGUGGGUCAGUCCAUUAAACGAGAAAGGAACCUACUAGAUGAUAUGGCAAAGUAUAUACACUAUUUGAAAGUCCUCAGUUUAGUAGCCCCGCGUGAGAAUGUAGAAGGCGAGAGCGAGGGCUUCAUUAACGUCGAUACUACUGGAAAGGGAACCAAGCGAAAGGGAAGACUUCACAUUGUGUACUCUACACAGGGGAACAAUUACAAAAAUAAUUUAAACGACGUGAGGAGGGAAGUUAAUAGGCUUUUAUUUACUUAA
Molecule: messenger RNA, 456 nt
Organism: Plasmodium coatneyi
Lineage: Eukaryota; Apicomplexa; Aconoidasida; Haemosporida; Plasmodiidae
Exons: 1
Coding region: 1-456 (151 amino acids)
Source: RefSeq, a predicted model, not a curated record